GUCCGAACCUAGGCAAGGUUUCAUACAAAACUUGCAGCCUUAUUGAUCUUUUGAAUGACAGGGCUCCACACAAAUCGACCGUUGGAUGUUAAAUUUCCCGUUGACAAUCGAUCUGCAGUGAAAAAAUGGCGAACAAAUAAAUGCAAAGAUUAGUACCCAUGGUAAAAAAAAGUCCCUUGAUUUUUGUUCUCUCCAGCAGCAUUUGUAGUCUUUUGUAUGCCCACCUGCUAAACUGGGCCUAUUGAGCUUGCAUUGCAAGUUACAGAGCUUGCUGUUGGGUUCUUGUUUUUCCCUGAAGAUAUAACAAUGGCUGCCUCAACACCAGAUGGCCCUGUUACAUUGGCCUCACAUAGGCGCCCCUUUGCUCAUAGGAGGCAUGAUUCAUUUGGAGACAAUGUUAUCAGGAGUGGGUGUGCUUCAAAUGUCAAUACCAUGGAUGAAGUCGGCAGAAGAAAGGCAGAAGAAGCUGCAAGCAGAAGGUUUCAAGCUGCAGCAUGGAUUACAAGCAUGGCCGAGCCUUCAGACAUGCCAUAUGAACCAACUGAGGACGAGUUUCGUCUGUGUUUAAGAAAUGGACUUAUUUUAUGCAGCUUAAUUAAUAAGGUUCAGCCAGGAGCAGUGCCAAAGGUGGUUGAAAAUAUUCCAUCACUUUGCCCUGAAGGCCAGCCUUUAUCUGCUUAUCAAUAUUUUGAGAAUGUUAGAAAUUUUCUUGUAGCUGUUGAGGAGUUAAAGUUGCCUACAUUUGAAGCUUCUGAUUUGGAACAAGGGAGCUUGCAACCAGGUUCUACAACAAAAAUCGUAGACUGUAUUUUGGCUUUGAAAUCUUACCAUGAAUGGAAGAAAUCUGGAGGAAAUGGUUCUUGGAAGUACACAGGCCUUUUGAAGUCCCCUAUGUUUCUCAGAAAUGCAGGAUCCCCUCAAUGCACCUCUUCUUGUAUGGUUACAAAGGGCUUUGAAAACCUGUCAAAUCUAAUAGAUGGUAGCAUGCAAAAGAAUUGCAGGCAGUUGGAUCUUUCAGGAUGUGAAAAACCUAAAUUUGUAGAUGCAGUGGAGGUUAAAGAAAAUGGUCCAAAGACAGGGCAGAUUCAACAAGAUGAUGUUGAACAGAGACUCACUGAAAUCUCACAUUGUAAAGACCUAAUCGGAGCUUGGCUAAGGAGUUUUGUUGUAGGCAUCGAGGAUUCAAAGGAAAACAUUGACCGGAACCUUUCUGAACCGCUACAAGCUGCAACACUGAAUGGUUCAACAGAAACACUCAUGAAUCUUAUUUUUGCAACUCUUAAAGAAAAACAACAAGAAAAUAAUUCAUUGAUUAAAAAAAUACAGGAUCAAGAGUUUUGGGAAUGUUCCAAUUCUACAGAAUCAAAAAAUGACCAGUCUAAGACAAUACAAAGGCAUUUGGAAAAAAAUAAGGAGUUUCAGAUGCGUUUAGAAGUGCAAAGAAAAGAACUCACGGAUAUGAGAGUUUUAUUACAAAGAACAAAGGAAGAUUUACAAUUAAUGCAAGCCAGACACCAAAAGCAAUGGGAAUUACUAGGGAAUGAGGUCCAACGCCUUUCCAUUCCUGCUUCUGGAUAUCAUAGAGUUGUCGAAGAAAAUAAGAACCUUUAUAAUGCCCUACAAGACCUCAAAGGCAAAAUAAGAGUAUACUGCAGGGUCAGACCAUCUCAUGCAGGCGAUUCUGGUUUGCAAAGCACAGUGAAAUUUCCUGGGGAAGAUGGGUCACUUCUCAUAGUCAAUACAUCAAAGACUGGGAAAGAUGCGGCAAAGAUGUUCAAUUUUAAUAAAGUUUUUGGGCCAUCUGCAACACAAGAGGAAGUUUACUUAGAUACACAACCAUUGAUCAGAUCCGUAAUGGAUGGUUACAAUGUCUGCAUUUUUGCUUAUGGUCAAACAGGAUCAGGGAAAACACACACCAUGAGUGGACCGACAGGUGCUUCUGAGAAGGAGAUGGGGGUCAAUUAUCGAGCACUUAGUGACCUUUUCCAGAUAUCUCAGAAGAGGAAACAUUUGACGAAGUAUGAGGUUUCUGUUCAAAUGAUAGAGAUAUACAAUGAACAAGUGAGAGAUCUUCUUGGCACAGAUGCCUCAAACAAGAAAUUAGAUAUUCGAAACAAUGGACACAACGGAUUUAAUGUACCAGAUGCUAGUGUUUUGCCAGUUAAUUCGACAUCUGAUGUCUUAGACUUGAUGAAUUCUGGCCAAAAGAAUCGCAGUGUUAGCUCUACUGCCCUCAAUGACCGCAGCAGUCGUUCUCACAGUGUAUUGACUGUGCAUGUACAAGGCACAGAUUGUGUAUCUGGAUGCACCCUUCAUAGCUGCCUACAUUUAGUGGAUCUUGCUGGAAGUGAGAGGGUGGACAAAUCUGAAGUAACAGGAGAUCGGUUGAAGGAGGCCCAGCACAUCAAUAAGUCUCUUUCAUCUCUAGGAGAUGUGAUUGCAGCACUGGCACAGAAAAAUUCACAUGUACCAUAUCGAAACAGCAAGUUGACUCAAUUGCUUCAAGAUUCCUUAGGGGGUCAGGCAAAGACCUUGAUGUUUGUUCACAUUAGUCCUGAAUUGGAUUCGUACGGAGAGACACUUAGCACUCUUAAAUUUGCUGAAAGGGUGGCUACCGUUGAACUUGGUGCUGCUCGGGUAAACAAAGAAAGUGCAGAAGUCCGUGAGCUUAAAGAACAGGUAGAUAGUUUGAAGAAAGCUUUAGCAAGAAAAGAAGCUGAACUAGGGAACUCACAGAGUGUGAAGGUAUCUCCACUUAUGUUUGAGAAGCAUAAAGGAAAGAUAGAAAAAACACCAGUGCGCUCAAGCCGAUUAAGUCUUGAUGGCCCUGGACGGAGAAAUACUGAACAAUUGAAAGAUGGAAUAAACAAAAUGCAGGACCAUAACAAUAUUUCUAAUUUUGGAGUAGUUUCUCUUGGGGAAAUUCUUUAUACUGGUGACAAGGUGAAACUCAAUAAUACCGAGAUGCAAGUUGGCAAAUCAAUUGGCAGGGGAAAUAACCGUCGACACAGUUUGAGUGGGAAGACUGUUGAGCUUAUUCAAACUCAGAAGGCUAAUCUCCCACCUAGAACACCUGAACACCCAAGUAUGGGGUACGAUAUUUCUAGCAAGUCUUCAGAACAAGUGAAAUCAGAGACCAAGACACUAAAUGUUAUUGUGACAGCAUCCAAAAAGUCUUCAAACAUCAAGAAGUCACUGCAGACAUUUGGAAAAUUCAUGAAUGGUAGUGAAAGAAGAAGUCAAAAGCAAGUGGAAUCAUCAUCUCCAGUCUCCAAUGUCAACCGCAGAUUUUCAAGUGGUGGACAAAACCAUCCUUCUCCCAGGAGGCAAUCACUUACUGGUGUCCUGGCUAGGCGAGCUUCUCUUACAGGAAAGCUACAUGUUGAAUCAAUCCCAAUAGCUUCUCCACAAGGACACAUUGAGUCACACUGCAAGAUCCCACCUCUUCAGCAGUGUUUGAAGACCCAUAAACGGUGGAUGUAAUAUAUCACAUAUAUCACCUGCACAUAACACUCUAGUGAUUCCAAAGAGGCUGGCUUGAGGACGUGUUCGAUGUGAAAGGCAAUCUCAAGAUUGAAAUAAAUACCUGCUUGAUAUGAAAAGGCUGGCUUUUGAGGACACGUUUAAUGUGAAAGACUAGUUUGGAAUCAUCGUAUGUGCAACUGAACUUAAAAUCCAGAGACUGAUUCUUUAUACUCCUUGUUCAACACCAAAUGCUGGAUUGGAGACAUCUUUAUGGAAACGUGUAUAUAAAACCCUGACUGCUUCUUCAUUCUUCGUAUUCUUGAAAUAAAUACCUGCUUGAUAUGAAAGGCUGGCUUGAGGACGUGUUCGAUGUGAAAGGCAAUCUCAAGAUUGAAAUAAAUACGUGAUUGAUAUGAAAAGGCUCGCUUGAGGACAUGUUUGAUUUGAAAGAUUAGUUUGAAAUCAUCGUAUCUGCAAGUGAACUUAUAAAUCCAGAGACUGUUACUCAAUUUCUUUAUUCUCCUUGUUCAACACGAAAUGCUGGAUUGAAGACAUCUUUAUGGAAAAGUGUAUAUAAAACCCUGUGUUCUUGACAUUCUUCAAAUUCUUGGAUUCCUUGUUAUUAUUUAUCAUUCAUGUCCAUUCAUAUAGAAUUUAGACCUGGUUUCCUUGUUAAUAUGGGAAGGUGAACUAAAAAAUCCAGACUGGUCCUUCAUGUUCCCCCCAUGUUGGAAUCUUUGGACAAACAGUGAAAGAUUUCCUUGUUAAUAAUUAUCAAGGAUAUGCAAAAUGUAAAGGAAACCAUGUGACAUCGAUUAGCAUUGAUU
This is a messenger RNA of Cryptomeria japonica (Japanese cedar), 4292 nucleotides long. Its product is annotated as kinesin-like protein KIN-14L. Bases 307 to 3483 code for a protein of 1058 amino acids. Gene Ontology annotation, molecular function: microtubule binding; ATP binding; microtubule motor activity. NCBI's taxonomy places the organism in Eukaryota, Viridiplantae, Streptophyta, Pinopsida, Cupressales, Cupressaceae. The transcript has 20 exons. The record is from RefSeq and is a predicted model, not a curated record. Gene Ontology annotation, biological process: microtubule-based movement.